Molecule: messenger RNA, 1215 nt
Organism: Wallemia ichthyophaga EXF-994
Lineage: Eukaryota; Fungi; Basidiomycota; Wallemiomycetes; Wallemiales; Wallemiaceae
Product: rRNA biosis protein RRP36
Exons: 5
Coding region: 1-1215 (404 amino acids)
Biological process (GO): maturation of SSU-rRNA from tricistronic rRNA transcript (SSU-rRNA, 5.8S rRNA, LSU-rRNA)
Cellular component (GO): 90S preribosome; nucleolus
Source: RefSeq, a predicted model, not a curated record
AUGAACAAUUCCAGUGAAAAUUUUAUUAAACCUCUCUAUCAAGAUGACAGUGAUGAAAGUGAUGGGCCGGAUGACACUAGUCAGCACAGUGAUUCUCCCCACGCUGCUCAAUACAUCGAUGAACAUGAUUUGGACGAGGAAGACGAAUUUGAGGCUGAUAGAUUGAAGUUUACUAAUUCUAAUGUAUCCAAUGGCCAUGAUUUAGUGGACCAAGAAGGCGUAGAAGACGUUAACAGCGCAGAAGACUCUGAUUCAUCCUCUCAAACAUCUUUGAACGCCUCCUACAACUCUCUCCCUCUCGCUGCACUCGCUCACGCAUCCUCCCGUCUCGAUAGCACCAAUGAUGAGCUCAACGACGACGAGCGCAAAGUAAACAGAGCACAGGCGCUUGCCAAAGCUAAAGAAGAUCUUUGGCAGAAACAGCAAGCUAAAAGGGGCAAGUCUGACACCAACAAACCAGAUAAAGUCAUUAAAGACACCAAAGAUAAGCACAAAAGGGCCAAUAAGCAUGCUCCCACAGAAAUUACAAGUAGGAAACCAACAAGCAGGAAGAGAGAUGUAGUGGAUGUAGAUAAAGUAAAAUCUCGUGAUCCUCGCUUCUUAUCACUCAGUGGCAACUUCUCCCAAGACCUGUUCGAAAAGUCAUUCUCUUUCUUGAAAGGUUCCGUCGAGAAGGAGGUGUCUAACGUUAAAGAUCAACUCAAAGCUGCUGAUUUAUCUCUGCGCAGAGCUCGCGCUUUACCCAGUAGCACUGAUGAUAAACAAUAUCUCAUCUCACAUCAUCAAGCCGAGGUCGACAACUUGACCCAGCAAAUCCAAAGCAUGAGCUCGCAGGUGAGGACGUCUCAAAAGAAGGAUAUCGAGAAGGAUACUCUUAGGAAGAUUAAGAAGGAAGAGCGCGAGAAGAUAAGUGAUGGUAAGAAGGCUUACUUUUUGAAAGAUUCCGAAAAGCGUAAACGCGUCGAAGAGGCUCAGAAAGACGCCUUACGUGCUAAAGGGGGUAACAAAGCAGUCAAGAAAUCUGAAGAACGCAAACGUAAGCGUCAUGAAGGCAAGGAGAAGAAGUCUCUGCCAUGGUCCAGAGACGGUGGACGCGAUAGUACGGGGCUCGAACCCGCAACCUUUGGAUGGCUAGUUCAACUCGGUUUGAACCCUUCGAUGAUACUAGAAGUCCAAUACUCUACCAUUGAGCCACUGAAGCGCCCGUUGCGCUAA